AUGGCGUCACCCGUACCCCUUCUUCGAGCGCCUGUCCCCGGUGGCCGUGGACCUCGCAAACCCGCCCUCGGCCUCUCGAUUCCCGCAUCACCGAACGCUCGACCCGUCGUGAAUGGCACAAGCGAUGGGCAGCCCAGUAUGGGUCGUCCAAUGCCCCCCCGCCUACAACUCGCAACGCCCAUGGGCUCGAAUACCACCCCUCAAGAAGGCGGUCGCCCACGGUUACAGCUCGCAACGCCCAUGGGUUCAAGUCGGACUCCACAAGGACUGCCUCCACUACAAAUUUCGACAGGACUUUCUGCAAACUCGAGCGAUGCAAGCGCAAACUCAAGAUCUGGUAGCUUUGGCGAGAUGCAGGCGAACGGGUCUGCAUCGUCAUAUCAGAAUGGCUCAGGAUUCUCGUCAACCUCGCUAGAACCCGGUCAGGCCACAGAUCCCAUUUCAGCGAUAUCACAGGGCGGCAGUGAGGGAGGGUCCGCUAUGCAGAGGGGAGCAAGCAGCCAACCAAUGCCAGACCUCGAGUCUUUGUCGCUGGAAAAGGGUCGCCCCUUGGAUGUUGAGGACCUCGACGACAUGGGUUGGAGGGCAGCCAGCAACAAAGGCCUGAUCGAAGAGCUUGGCAGCCUUGGAGAGGGUGCUGGUGGCGCUGUAACCAGAUGCAAGCUCAAGGGCGGAAAGACUGUCUUUGCCCUGAAGAUUAUCACCACAAAUCCCGACCCAGACGUCAAGAAGCAGAUUGUACGAGAGCUGUCGUUCAACAAGAAUUGCGCCAGUGACCACAUCUGUCGGUACUGGGGCGCCUUCGUGGACGAUAGCUCUGGCACCAUCAGCAUCGCCAUGGAGUUCUGCGAAGGUGGAUCUCUAGAUGCAGUAUACCGUGAGGUCAAAAAGCUGGGUGGUCGUACCGGCGAGAAGGUCCUCGGAAAGGUCGCAGAAGGUGUCUUGAACGGCCUGACUUACCUACACUCUCACCGCAUUAUUCAUCGAGAUAUCAAGCCAAGCAACAUCCUGCUCUGCAGAAACGGGCAGGUCAAGCUGUGCGAUUUCGGUGUGUCCGGUGAGUUCGGGACAAAAGGGGACGCCAAUACUUUCAUUGGCACAUCGUACUACAUGGCGCCCGAACGAAUCACUGGACAGAGCUACACCAUCACAAGCGACGUGUGGAGCUUAGGUGUGACGCUUCUCGAAGUCGCACAGCAUCGCUUCCCGUUCCCCGCAGACGGCACAGAGAUGAAUCCCCGCGCAGGUCUGAUCGAUCUUCUGACCUACAUCGUUCGACAACCCAUCCCCACGCUGAAGGAUGAGCCAGAAGCUGGCAUCAAGUGGUCGGAGAACUUCAAGUACUUCAUUGAAUGCUGCCUCGAGAAGGAAUGCCCGCGUAGAGCCACACCUUGGCGCAUGCUCGAGCACCCUUGGAUGGUCGAGAUGAAGUCCAAGAAGGUCAACAUGGCCCACUUCCUGAAGCAGGUAUGGGACUGGAAGGACUAA
Messenger RNA from Macroventuria anomochaeta, 1488 nucleotides. RefSeq names its product Pkinase-domain-containing protein. The record is from RefSeq and is a predicted model, not a curated record. The transcript is spliced from 3 exons. Gene Ontology annotation, biological process: protein phosphorylation. Lineage: Eukaryota; Fungi; Ascomycota; Dothideomycetes; Pleosporales; Didymellaceae. Gene Ontology annotation, molecular function: protein kinase activity; ATP binding. Bases 1 to 1488 code for a protein of 495 amino acids.